Molecule: messenger RNA, 2333 nt
Organism: Dama dama (fallow deer)
Lineage: Eukaryota; Metazoa; Chordata; Mammalia; Artiodactyla; Cervidae
Gene: MAPK11
Product: mitogen-activated protein kinase 11
Exons: 12
Coding region: 27-1121 (364 amino acids)
Biological process (GO): intracellular signal transduction; protein phosphorylation
Cellular component (GO): nucleus; cytoplasm
Molecular function (GO): MAP kinase activity; ATP binding
Source: RefSeq, a predicted model, not a curated record
CGCGCAGAGCUGCGGCCACUCCGGACAUGUCGGGCCCGCGCGCCGGCUUCUACCGGCAGGAGCUGAACAAGACACUGUGGGAGGUGCCGCAGCGGCUGCAGGGGCUGCGCCCGGUGGGCUCGGGCGCCUACGGCUCAGUCUGCUCGGCCUAUGACACGCGGCUGCGCCAGAGGGUGGCGGUGAAGAAGCUGUCGCGGCCCUUCCAGUCUCUGAUCCACGCGCGGAGGACCUACCGCGAGCUGCGGCUGCUCAAACACCUGAAGCACGAGAACGUCAUCGGGCUACUGGACGUGUUCACGCCAGCCACCUCCCUCGAGGACUUCAGCGAAGUGUACCUGGUGACCACGCUGAUGGGCGCCGACCUGAACAACAUCGUCAAGUGCCAGGCGCUGAGCGACGAGCACGUCCAGUUCCUGGUGUACCAGCUGCUGCGCGGGCUAAAGUACAUCCACUCGGCCGGGAUCAUCCACCGGGACCUGAAGCCCAGCAACGUGGCUGUGAACGAGGACUGCGAGCUGAGGAUCCUUGACUUCGGGCUGGCGCGCCAGGCAGACGAGGAGAUGACUGGCUACGUGGCCACGCGCUGGUACAGGGCCCCCGAGAUCAUGCUGAACUGGAUGCACUACAACCAGACAGUGGACAUCUGGUCCGUGGGCUGCAUCAUGGCUGAGCUGCUCCAGGGAAAGGCUCUCUUCCCCGGAAAUGACUACAUCGACCAGCUGAAGCGUAUCAUGGAGGUGGUGGGCACACCCAGCCCUGAAGUUCUAGCAAAGAUAUCCUCGGAACAUGCCCGGACCUACAUCCAGUCCCUGCCCCCCAUGCCCCAGAAGGACCUCAGGAGCAUCUUCCGCGGAGCCAACCCCCUGGCUGUGGAUCUCCUGGGCAGGAUGCUGGUGCUGGACAGUGACCAAAGGGUCAGCGCAGCCGAGGCCCUGGCCCACGCCUACUUCAGCCAGUACCAUGACCCGGAGGACGAGCCCGAGGCGGAGCCCUACGACGAGAGCGUGGAGGCCAAGGAGCGCACGGUGGAGGAGUGGAAGGAGCUCACCUACCAGGAAGUCCUCAGCUUCAAGCCCCCAGAGCCCCCGCAGCCGCUGGGCAGCCUGGACGUUGUGCAGUGAUGAAAUGCCCCCUGCCAGCCGCCCUCUGGGACCCAAGCGGGGGCCUGAGCCCACCUGCCGCCAGCUCUGGCCUGCCAGACCCCCAUGGGGGGCGCCUGCCUUGAGGCCACCACAGCCAGUGGCACCCAGCCCUGGCCUGGGACCCCCGUCCUCACGCUGCGCCUUCUGGGGAACCUGCACGUGUGUGGAUGCCUGCACGGGCGUGAGCCGUGGGCGUGGGAGUCUGGGCACAGCGUCCUGCACGUCCUUGUUCUCUUGCCCCCUCCCGAAGUCCCCUUUAGGGCCUCCUUGGGAGGACCUGGGUGCCAAAAGACCUCUCCCUGGGCAGUGUGUGUGUGUUUCCAGACCUGGAUCCCAGAGGGCUGGCUCUGGGCGGGGGGUAAGUACACUGGGGCGGGAGCCUCCUUGCACAAAGGAAGAGUCUUGAUGGUCAGAGCUGCUCGGUCUGCAAGUGAGGGGUUCCCUUCAAAAGUGCUGAGGCUCAAAGGGUCUUCCAUGGGGGUGGCGGAGUGGGGCGGCUGCCUGGAGCCACAUGUCCACCCAUGCUGUACGCACCGCAUGUGUCCUGGAAUCCACACAUCCCAGCAGACGCAGGCGUGUGUGAGUCUGAGGGCCCCUGGGAGCCUGCGGUGUGACCAGCCGCAGGCCCAAGUGCGGGUGACUGUACUGUUGCCUCCCCUGCCUUCAGUCCUCAAUGUGGGUGGGGCGCGAGGCUUUGCUAAGAGCCUGCUGGGCGGCGUGCAAGGGGCUCAGGUGGCCACGGGCAUCCCUGUGGGCAAACCCCCUCUCUCCUUGGACAUGGGAGCUGCAGCAGAUUCCUGAGGCACGGGGCCCCAGGCCCGCUGGGGGCCUGGCAGGCUUGGGGGGCUCCGGCCUCGAGGAGGCGCCCACCAGUGUGGAGGUGGAUCCUGGCCCCAGGCGGACGGAGAGACCUGUGCCAGCCCCACCUCUGCCGCCCUUGGUCCUGCUGCAGGGACCUGGGGUGCUCUAAUCUGUGGGUCUGCCCUUGUCCUCCGUCCUUCCAGAGCGGAGGGGACCCAGCGACCUCUGGGACAGGAACCCUCCAGAUGUGUUGGGGGUGUGGGCCCGCCAUCAAGGGGCUUCUCUGUCAGGUGGUGACCUCUCACCCUCCAGGACCAGGGAGGUCUGAGUGUCAAGUGCCUGCACGGGGGUUUUGCAAUAAAGGGGGUCCUGUCCCCCACUUGGCUCGUG